AUGGCUAGUCGUGCCCCUAGAAAAGCCAAGCCGACGGCAAAGGUGGAUACUGCUGUGUAUAAAGAGCUCAGUGAUAUCGCAAGGCUCGGUUAUUACAAUGAUUUGCAGCCAUUAGUCACAUUUAUCCAGAAUCUGGGAUUGAAGCGGACCUUAGACUUUAUCAAUAGCCGAAAUUCAGCUGAUGAUAUGAAACUAGUGUCUAAGACGGCGCAAUCUUUGGGUGACUUCUUGGCCAUAAUCAAUGUUUCUUUGUCCGAUGAAAGUACCGUGGAACAACAGGUCCAAAAUAGACUAGCGAUAGAAAGCGAAAAAGAUCGCAUUUCCGACUUUUACCGCGAAUUAUUUCUGCAUUUGCGUGUGUUCUACAAGGUGUUCGCCUCGAGAGAACCUCUCCAUGUGAACAGUGUAAUUCACCUUUUACUGGCCGUAGUGGAAUACAACGACUUCAAGGUAUUCAAUGAAUUCACCGACAGCUUCGACUUCCGUAGUACGGCAGUCCAUAAACUAUUUGAACCUACAAGGGAUGACUUUGACCGCAAAAUUAUCAGUGACUCGUCUAUGCGUGCUUCGUUCAUGGAAUUCUGGAUUCUCCUCUGCUCGCGCUGCAGCUCAGUCGUCAGAAAAGAUUUAUUGACGAACUACAAAUUAAUGGGUAGCUUCUGGAAAUAUCUCGAAAUGGAUAGAUUCGAGAUCCUUACAAAGGUCUUCAAGUUCCUCAAUGAUAAAGUUUUAAACGAACCCAUGUUUAUGAGAGCCACAAAAGCAAAGAUCUUAAACGAAAAUUGUUUGCUCCAUGUGAGGCCAUUAUUUGAAUUUUUGAAACCAGUAAACGAUCGUGAGUUUGAUAACGACGAUGAGGGUGAGUUCACAACAUUCAAAGACUUGUUCAACGAGUUCAUGGAUACUCUUGCAACAAGCAAAAACAAAGGUAUUUCUUUUCCCGAAAAUGAAUUUGGUGCCCCUCUCAUUAUUAACAAUGUCUCCUUCAAGAUCAAUAACAAAUUGCUCUAUGUCUUGCUUACUACCUUCAGACCAUGGGAUACCUACUUGCAAAUGCAGUUCGUAAUGAAGGUUCUCAACAGCAAUCCAGAGCUUCUUGCUCCUUAUAUGCAUUGGAUUGUUUCAAGCUCUGGCGGUUACCAUGAUCCUUCUUUAACUUCCUACUGGAUAGGACAUACCUUGCUUUAUACUGAGAUCCUCAAAUCACCACUGUUUCCAGCAAAAGUGGACAAUAUAUCUUUGUUUCCGCUCAACAGUUCCAUUCAAAGUGCUAUUUUGGAGUACCCAAAUGCUUUGGUCCAGCAAUUAGGACUUCAACUUAUCCUGUUGCAAUUGAAGAAGUUGUCUUCGAAAGGUGUUACACAAGCUGUCAUUGAAUCAGUAUUGAGUUCUCUUCCUCCGCAUAGUGCACUUGUACCAUUUUUACUGCAUGACAAUAAGUUCUUGAAAAUCACAGCUACCCAAAUUUUAACUCAAUGGGAGAAUAUCGCUCCGGGUUCUUCUUCUUCUGCAAUUGUUGCUAUCAUCAGCAAAAAGCUUCUCGAUUUUGAUUUUAACUCCUCCGCUUUUUCUGGAAUGGAAUUGGUGCUUUUGGAUAACUAUUUGUCCAUUCAAUCUAAUAACGACCUUAAAUGGUGGAACAAAACUGGUACAGAAAACUCUUUCUUUACCUCUUUGUUGAAAUUAUCGCAUUUGGACACUCUUCGACCAAAAAUUCUCAGAAUUCUUCAAAAGUUAACAAGAACUAGUCUCGCUUUCAAUCAAAGUCUGACCAUUGAAGACCCUUUGCUUAUUUUACUUGAUACUAUGCCACAAUCUAUACAAGAAGCAUCUGCGAAGAAGCUAUUCAAUUGCAUUGAUGAAACAAUCUCAAGAUCCAUUAAGACCCCUUACAAGUACUUGGACAAAAGUUCGGCAAACUAUGAGAAAUUGAGCAUUUUUGUGGUUGUCUUGUUUGAGCAACUCAAAUUUAUUCCAGAAUACAGCCAGGAGACAGCUAUUCACAAGUGGCUCAACAGUUUUGUACAGGGUCUCGUCAUCAUUGGCGAAUCGCAGAAUGGAAUCGAAAAAGCAGCAAAAGACAACGAGAUCGACAUCAAAAUCAAUUUGAAAUCCUUGAAUCUCAAAUCUAGGAUCAUGUCUAAAGUUGAUUUUGCUGAAACAUGCAUCAUUUUCAACAGAUAUUCCAAUCAGAAAAAUCACGAAACAAGUCUUUUUAAUGCAGCUACAAAAAUGGGACAAUUCUUAACAACUGCAUCAAAUGACGAUCCCCGUCUUAUUUCUUACGUCAUGACACCUUCUUUGUGGACGGUCUUUAGCCAACUAGGAAGUAAAACUUUAAACGAAGCUGAGCUAGUUUCCUGUUACUUACUAAGUGAGGUUCUUCUGUCUUGUGUCUUGAAGCCUGAAGUCACACCAAUGAGCAUCUUUAUAUAUGAGACUGCUCAGGCUCCUCUUGACUCCAAGUCUCAGUCUGUAAUUUCAAAGUUUUUGUUCCUUCUCUCGGACAGCCAAGUCGAAUCUUUGACCAAAUUGUUUGUCAAUGACGAAGUUACCGUGAAUGCUUUUAAGGAGGCGGUUAAAAGAAGCUUGCCUCUCAAACCAGACUACAAAUCCUUGAUGCAAAUAGAGUCCUCUGAGGUUGUUCAAAUUUUGCAAUCAAUUCCUUCAACAAGAGAGCAGCUCGAAAUCAUUGUUGGCUACCCACGUUUUGCUCACUUGUUUGAAGGGGCAUCACAAGACACCAUUGAUUUCCUUCUUCUUCAGGAUGACUUGAGUGAUGCUGUUUUGUACCAUGUGGCAUCUUCUUCCAGUGCAAUUUUCGAAAAGUAUAAAUCCAGAAUCGUUACUUUAGCCGAAUCACUCAAGAAUUGGAAACUCAGUUUAAAAAUUGUCGCCGCCCAACCAAAUGCUUUCGAUUGGAACAAGUUUGCUUCCAUCGCCUUCGAUCAUAUUAAAUCUGUUCCAAAAAAUGCCAUGAUUGCGGAAUUUGUGAAUUUUAUUGCAGCUGGUAUGAAGCACAGUCGCGCAAGUUUUGUUUCGCAAUUCUCCACAUGGAUUAAUAGGGCAAUGUUGUACAUCACAAAGAAGUUUGCGGAAUCGUCCACCCUCAGUGAUCUGUUUGUGGCCUUCAUCGAUUCAAUUGGUAACAUGUUCAAUGAGUCCAGCCUAUUCAAGGAAGUUUCUGUGGACAUUGCAGUGACUCAGUUUCAAGUCAUCUUGUCUCACACUGUCUGGGUCACGAACACAAAUUACCUUUCAUACUUGAACAAAAUUCUUCUUGUGGCUGGCUCAUCUAAGAUGAAUCCGGAGAAGCUUCUUCAGCUUUUUGUGGCCAACGAAAAAAUGGUUCUCCUCUCAUUCCCAACCCCAGAGACAGCCCUGGUUAGAUUUGAGUCCGCUUUGAUUAUUAAGACUUUAUUUGAGCUCAAUCCAAAAGCGUGCUCGACUCUUGCCCUAUUGGAGCGUCUCGUGAUGUUGUAUUUAGGGUCAACUCGUGUUGAGGAUGUUAUUCUCAAGUCUGUUCUCAUCUCCAUAGAAAAGAGAAUCUCGAAAAGUUGGGUCAACCUAGUUACUGGUUGGAAUUUCCUCAAUGAGGUUACAAAAGAAGAAGCGGAGCUUGUUGGAUCCGAAAGAUUGUUUAUCAAAGAUAAAAGCUCUCUUGUUGUUGUGUUGCAGAAAAAUUUUAUCAAAAAUACGAUCUACAACAUCAACGAAAAGCCUAUCUUUCCAAGUACCUCAAAUUAUUCUGAAGCGAAGUCACACGCAUCAAAUUAUCCUGUUUCUCAGUAUCAUGACACGAUAUACGACCCUGAGUUUUUGCUUCUUUUGAUCGUCAGUAAUGAUGAAUUGGUUACACACGCUGAUGAGAAUCUAACCGUUAAUAUAACCCUCUUGAUGGAGUCGGAGCUUCUUCGUUUUGUUGUCACAGCUUUGGCAAAUCCAAGAUGUAAACCAAUCUGCACAGUGAUACUCCAUGGAGUAUUGAAGUUCUUGCAGUCUCAAGGAACUUCUAUAAAGGACAAACUCAUUCAGACCAUUUAUGUUUCCUCCAUCUUGCAUACUAUUCGAGUUGCUGACCAUCUGACUCCUAUUGUAUGGUAUAUCAUUGGCAGUUUCUCGAGUAUUUUGGCAAAUCCCGGCCAUCAAUUGUAUGAGUUGACCUACCAAUACCUUUCAUCGCAUCCAGUAUUCAAACAGUAUGAUUUGCCAUUGUACCUUGUUAUAUCUACUGGCGCUUUCAAUAGUGAAGAGGCAGAGGGUGAAGUCUACUUCAAACAAGUCCACUGGAUGGUGGAUGAACUUCGUAGGGGAAUCUCAAGCGAAGAGGAUUUGAAAGCUCUUCAUUAUAAAAGAGUUUUGGACUGGGUUUUGGACCUUCUUCAUUGUAAAUAUGUGACCACCAAUCUCAGAAACAAGAUCUUGAACUUGGUUUAUGUCAUUCAGACGGUUGACGCAUACGGCCCUGAUUUAUUGGUGGCUCAGAGUGGUACCCUUUCAACACUUCAUGCUCUCAAGCAGUCGAUUGAGAAAGACACACUUGCAGACAUGCAACUGAAACUCAACAUCGAUGAAAUUGCUCUUCGUUUUGCCAUUGCAGGUUCUCGAAAGAGACUUGCUGAGUUUACUCUGAACGAUGUUGCAGCUGCCGCCAAACGGAUUCAUCUUGCAUAA
Australozyma saopauloensis is the source of this 4674-nucleotide messenger RNA. RefSeq lists its product as uncharacterized. NCBI's taxonomy places the organism in Eukaryota, Fungi, Ascomycota, Pichiomycetes, Serinales, Metschnikowiaceae. Gene Ontology annotation, biological process: maturation of LSU-rRNA from tricistronic rRNA transcript (SSU-rRNA, 5.8S rRNA, LSU-rRNA); maturation of 5.8S rRNA from tricistronic rRNA transcript (SSU-rRNA, 5.8S rRNA, LSU-rRNA). The record is from RefSeq and is a predicted model, not a curated record. Gene Ontology annotation, cellular component: nucleolus. Bases 1 to 4674 code for a protein of 1557 amino acids. The transcript has a single exon.